Messenger RNA from Pocillopora verrucosa, 3219 nucleotides. RefSeq names its product dual serine/threonine and tyrosine protein kinase. The record is from RefSeq and is a predicted model, not a curated record. NCBI's taxonomy places the organism in Eukaryota, Metazoa, Cnidaria, Anthozoa, Scleractinia, Pocilloporidae. Gene Ontology annotation, cellular component: cytoplasm. Gene Ontology annotation, molecular function: protein kinase activity; ATP binding. Gene Ontology annotation, biological process: positive regulation of fibroblast growth factor receptor signaling pathway; protein phosphorylation; positive regulation of ERK1 and ERK2 cascade.
UACAUGUACACCAAAAUUGCUUAAGGCGAGAAGUAAUCCAAGAGCUCUUCCAAAAUAAGGAUGCGUUUGGACUUAGAAAAGAUCAGUGACUGAUUAAUUCGCCAGCACUCUUGUUUUUCUUUGCUAUGGCUGCGAAUCUUCCCUACGAAAUAAGCAAGUUCCAAGAGCAUUCAAGGCUACUAAAGCAGAUAAAACGAGACACGAACCGAUACUUUCAGGAAAUUCAAGACUCGGGACAAUUCAGUCAAGACGUCUUAUCUGCAUAUCUUCCAGAAAGCGACUAUCAGUCCUUAGCGGUUUGUGAGAAACCUCCCACUAUCAUUGUAAUAGGACAAACAUGCUUCGCCAAAGUCUGCGUGAUCAACGAGUUGCUUGGGGAACCCGUUCUUCCCGUGGUUGGGGAGUUAGACAGUCGCACAUCAUGGCGAAUGAUUCGAUUAAAGUACGGGAACAUCUCAAACGUCAGUCUAGUUCUACCGGACAGUUUUGAAUUAGCAGCGAACCUUAACGCCUAUGAAGGCUCGUGGGAAUGUGUUCCAAGAGCUGAUCUCGAAUUGACUGAAGUACAAAGAGACGAUCCAGCCUUGGCGACUGCUGUUGCUGAAGUUUCGUUAACGCAUCCCUUAUUGAAAGCCGGAGCAGAGUUAGUGUGUUCCCCCAGCAAUCACGAGGGCGACAUCGACAACAUAUUCCGGGCCUGUUGCGAGGAUGUGCUUCCAAUUGUUCUUUACGCGAUAGAAUUUGAUGUUUUGACAGAGAAGGAUAAGACAGAACUCCGUCAAGUGAAGGCAAUGGCACCAGAUAUGGCUGUGUUCUUUGUAAAGUGCAACAGGAAUGCUUCUGCUGAGCUGACUGAUUCUAUGACUGAGUCAGGCCGCAAUUACGUCAUUGAGACAAUGGAGCAGAGACGGGCAGAUGUCAACCAAGACCCCAAUAUCAAAACUGGAUCAAUACCUGGGAAGACAAAGAUCUUUGAGCAGCUAUGUGAACUAGGGUACUUAUCACUGGAGAAUGAAGAAACGAAACUGCAGGCAAAUGAGCAGUCAACAAACAAUUCAAUGUUGACAGCCAUUCGACCAAAGUCGAAUCUCAUUGAGGACUUCAAACUUUUCCCUUGUUUUCUGCUGUUUGUGCGGCAAGUCCUUAAAUACAAUGUUGUUUCAGCUGCAACUGUACUGAAUGAGGCUCAUGUGAGAGUGCUUGGUAUGUUCAUCACUACAGCCUUUGACAUGGCCCGGGAUAUGGUGGUCACACCGCGUAGGCUGGACUAUGCCAGAGAGAAGGAGGAAGAUCUAUUUAAUGCUCUGAUGGAAAGCGCAAGCCGCAAGCAAGAGGAAAUCAAAGACCUCAUACACAACACUAUCACCUCACUGUCGCCAGAAAUCUUGGAUGAAGUUGAGCAUCGGACCUUUGAAGGGGUAAAAGUGCUGCCUAAUGGUGAGCUUUCAAACCCAAAGGAUUUGCAGUACUGUGUUACUGUUAUUCAAGAGCUGGUCCUAGCAAGAAUCAACAACUCUGUGGCGGAAGGAUUGAUUAGUUCUGUCAAAUACCUCCAAGAAAAUUUUGUGGGAACUUUGAAGCGAUGCAUUGAGUGCCUGGAGAAGAUAGACAGGGAUGGGGUUUACGAAAACGGAGAAUCUGCUACGUCAUCCCUAAGACACGUGCUAAACUCUGCAUACCAAAUUGAGGUAACAGUGAGAGCAAGUUCCUCUCUAGCUCGGCUUUUGUGGGAAAAGAUGAAACAAGCACUUCAAACUUUCCCUGGUCAAGCUCCACCAAAGGUAGAUGGUAUCUGGAAGAGGAAAAUUGCUCAAGACAUGCUCACCAGCUUGAGUGAAACACGACUGGCCAGACACAUUUGCUCCCAAUUUAGGUUGCGACUUCAAAAGUCUCACGAGGCAUUUGCAACAUCCUUGAGAAUACUUGAAGCGCAUCACUGUGGGAGACUAGAGAAAACUGAGGAGAGGCGUCUACGUCUGCGGAAAUGCCAUGCUCCCAAGAUUGCCAGACUGGCUUUGGAAAGCACCUCUCUGAGAGAUGUGGUGGUGUAUGGAAUGCCUCAGAUGGGUCGAGAGGUUGGGAGGGGACAGUAUGGUGUUGUGUAUUCAUGUGAACGCUAUGCUGGUCGUUCACCAUGUGCCAUCAAAUCCGUUGUCCCUCCUGAUGAUAAACACUGGAAUGACUUGGCUCUGGAAUUUUUCUACACAAGAUCUAUUCCAAAACACAACCGCCUUGUGUCCAUCAUAGGGUCAGUGAUUGAUUACAGUUAUGGAGGAGGUAGUUCCCCUGCUGUUUUGUUGGUUAUGGACAGGCUUCAGCGGGAUCUCUAUCAGGGCAUCAAGAGUGGACUCCAGUACAAAAGCAGGCUGCUUGUAGCACUUGAUGUGGUGGAAGGUAUCCGUUUUCUGCACAGUCAGGGACUGGUGCAUAGAGACAUCAAACUUAAAAAUGUGUUGUUGGACUCGAAGAACCGUGGCAAAAUAACAGACCUUGGGUUUUGUAAACCAGAGGCAAUGAUGUCUGGAUCCAUCGUAGGGACACCCAUUCACAUGGCGCCAGAACUGUUUUCUGGUCGCUAUGACAACAGCGUAGACGUGUACGCCUUUGGUGUCCUUUUCUGGUAUAUCUGCGCAGGCACAGUCCGCCUUCCCUUGGCAUUUGAGCAAUGCGCUAGCAAAGAUCACCUGUGGUCGGCCGUUCGGCGUGGCGUUCGACCUGAGCGGUUGGCGAAUUUUGAAGACCAAUGUUGGGAAUUAAUGGAGGCAUGCUGGAACGGAGACCCUAGCGGACGACCGCUUCUCGGAAACAUUCAACCGAGGCUUAUUGAUAUCAUCAGACGAGUAGAAAGCCGGCGCAGUGGCACGGUGAGGCAUCAGAGAAAAGAGAGUCGACCUUUCAAAGAACUAGAGUAUCAUCCUUGAAUCAAAUGUAAAGGUCAUGAGAAUAAAGGAAAUGAUCAACAAUCUAGGAAGCUUCUGAUUGUCAAACAAAUUCUCCUUGUCGGAGGAAGUGUAAAGAGAACAGUGUGCAGAAUAUAAGUAUCAAAGUUAGGGUGUUAAGGGGUUAAACUGUAAUAACGUUUGCAAGAUGGUGCUUGUGUAACCCGUAAAAACGAGUAAAGUGAACUUGUAACUUGUUAUUAAGGCUAUGGUAAGGGAUUAAUUACUACGGUAUGUAAAUAAUGUUGAUAAUUAAAUUAUUUUUUUGGCUACCUUUUUA